UGCAUAUUGGCAAGAGAGAUAUGAAUGUAGGUAGAAGGACAGCAGAUAAAAAACUUUAUUAACCCUAUCCCUUGAGCAACUUACGUUUUUUCUUGCUUCCACAGACGUCGACUACUUACAAAAUUUGUCUGGCUUCUCUUUUCCUGAUACGAGUGUAUCAAUCGCUAUUUACCCGUCAAGGAGAAAAAUGACAGCAGCACAAGAAGCGACCACGACAGCGACGAUGCAGGCAGCUCCUGCAGUCGACGCCCAGGCUUCUCUGAAGCGGCCCGCCGAGAACAAUGCACCCCAGAUGAAUACCGCGUCCGCGCCGAGCAAGGAGCGACGCGUCGAGCAGACCACGACAAGUAUGGCUUCAAGUGGUGCGAACCAGCAGCGACUGAUCCUGCAAUUUCGCGACGCGGAGUUGAAUCCGCAAGGCCCCGAAUUGGACAUUGCGGUCACCGCGAACACGGCGGAUUUGAAUCAGUUGCUGAAUCAAGUUUUAGAGAAUGAGGAACCUGAGCAGUACAGCUUUGAAAUGGGAGCGAACCGGGGAGACGACAGAUCGGUCGUGGUCCCAUUGGAGGGUGAGAAAGCCACGCUGGCGGACGCUAUCGAAAAGCUGACCGUGCACAAUUUCACGCAGGAAAAGGUCGCUCUGCUCACCUUUUACCCACUGGCGAUUUUUAAGGUGAGGCCAGUCACCAGGUGUUCCAGUAGUAUGGAAGGACACUCUGAAGCUGUGUUGUGUUCGCGGUUCUCGCCGGAUUGCACGCUAUUGGCGACGGGGUCGGGCGACACCACGUUGCGGCUGUGGGACAUGAACACAGAAGUGUGUGUGCACGUUUUCAAAGGUACAACUUUUCUCAUUUUUCGCCUAGAGUUGUUAUGUUGUGAUGGUUUGUUACUGUUCUUUUCGUCAUACAUAUGCAGGCUGCCCGUGCCUGCAGGCCAUAAUUCAAUUUAAAAAGCGCUGAAUAUUCAUCUCGCAUGCACACAUCACACCACAGGCCACACGCACCACGUCCUAAGUUGCGAGUGGAGCCCCGACGGCGCGUUUCUGGCGUCCGCGGGUAUGGAUAAGAAGAUUCUCGUUUGGUGCCCGUACACGGGAGCGAGAAAAGCGACCUUGACCGGUCACCGCGAGCCGGUGACUUCGCUUGUCUGGCAGCCACUGCACUGCGUUCCGGCGAACAAGACCUCACCGACGCGACCGCUGCUGGCCUCGACGAGCAAAGACAGUGACGCCCGAAUCUGGGAUGUAACCACGGGAAACUGCGUUCUGACACUCGGAGGCCACACCGCCGCGGUCAUGCAAAUUCGGUGGUCGGGCGAGCGAAGCAACACCGGGGGUGUUCUGUACACCGCCGGCCGCGAUCGGUUGAUCAAAAUGUGGUGCGCGUCCACCGGAUCCUGCUUGAAGACGUUGAAGGGCCACGCCCACUGGAUCAACUCCCUGGCGCUGAACUUGGACUACAUUUUGCGGACGGGUCAUUACGAGCCAAAGAAGAUUGCACAGUUGAAGGAAAAACACCGUGCGAACAAACCACUCCCGGAGGUAGCCCAAACUACUGCAGCAGUCGAACAGAAGGAGGAAGCUGUAGCGCAGACCGAAGCUGGUGCGUCCUCGCCAAGUUCCUCAGCAGCGACCACCGUUCCGGAAGCGAAGAAAGAGACCAUCGCGACAAAGAACCAGAAAAACGCAAAGACAGCUGGCGCAGCAAAAAACGGCAAAAACAAGAAAAAUGGAAAGCAAGCAGCGGCGUCGAAGUCUAGUCUCAAUGCCAACGUCGAUCGAAGCGCCUGCGAGGAAAACAACCCGCAACGGUUUACGCUCGCUCUGGCCCGAUAUCAGGAGGCGUUGCAAGUCGCCGGCGGGGAGCGGUUGCUUUCCGGCAGCGAUGACUUCACGAUGUUCCUCUGGAAGCCGCUGGACCCGACUUUUGAGAAGAAACGACUGACCGGCCACCAGCAGCUCGUCAACCAGGCACUCUUUUCCCCAGACGGGCGGUGGAUCGCGAGUGCGGGCUUCGAUCGAAGUAUUCGCUUGUGGGAUGGAAGAACGGGUCGGUUCGCGCACACAAUGCGUGGACACGUGGGAAAGGUGUUUCAGAUUUCCUGGUCCGCGGACUCGCGCCUGUUGCUCUCCGGGUCCAGCGACUCGACCAUGAAAGUGUGGGACAUCAACAAGAAAAAGUUACUGAAAGACCUCCCGGGGCACGCAGACGAAGUCUACGCGGUGGACUGGGCGCAGGACGGAGCAAAGGCCUGUUCGGGAAGUAAGGAUCGGGUGGUGAAGAUCUGGCGGUUCUAAGUUUGUAGUCUGACCUGUAGCCACCUGUUAUUUCUCCAACAAACAAGAUGAGCUCGUGGUCGCUGGGCUGUCGAACGUGAAUGAAAACCCAAAUGCUUGUUGCAGUCAGAUAAAGAUGCUGAGCGUAAACCGAAUCGCGUUGCCCUGUGCAUUAGAUGGAACCUCCAUGAUCUCAUCGAGGUUGUGCUUGAAU
Messenger RNA from Amoebophrya sp. A120, 2489 nucleotides. NCBI's taxonomy places the organism in Eukaryota, Dinophyceae, Syndiniales, Amoebophryaceae. The record is from the annotation of a GenBank genome assembly.